Messenger RNA from Megalops cyprinoides (Indo-Pacific tarpon), 3228 nucleotides. It is a transcript of the gene ccdc186, whose product is annotated as coiled-coil domain-containing protein 186. The record is from RefSeq and is a predicted model, not a curated record. The transcript is spliced from 16 exons. Gene Ontology annotation, molecular function: small GTPase binding. Bases 121 to 2949 code for a protein of 942 amino acids. Gene Ontology annotation, biological process: vesicle cytoskeletal trafficking. Gene Ontology annotation, cellular component: trans-Golgi network. NCBI's taxonomy places the organism in Eukaryota, Metazoa, Chordata, Actinopteri, Elopiformes, Megalopidae.
UUGUUGAUGUGUCACCCCGGAGCGACUAGGAACAGCAUAACGAGGAUAAAAAGUGGUCAUUUAUACCAUUUGCUGUCAAGAGAUCACCAGUAAGAUGUAUUUAUCAUAAUCAGGUGAAGAAUGGAGCGGCGAGACUCGCAGGGUGUCCUGCUGGAGGGGGCUGACCCUGAGGACGGGACCCGGGCGGGCGCGGGGCGAGGUGGCGAGCCUGACGGUGGCGAGGACGAGUGCAGAGCCGAGAGUGCCGUAGCGAGGCCCGGGGGCGAGGGCCGUCUGGAGCCGCGCAGCGAGGAGCCAAGCGGAGCAUGCUCAGAUACAGAGACGCACCCUGAGGGAGGGCCUGCCACAGAGGAAGGGGGUGGCUGCCCUUCGGGCGGGGCAGAGUCACCUGACCCAACGGAUCUUGACUGCAGGGGGGACAGGGAGGCGCACUCUGUGGGGGGUGCUGAGAGUCCAGCAACAGUGACGGACAGGGGAGAAGAAACCCCGCCCGCUGACGUCACCCAGGUGACGGAGGCGCCGCCGGUCGGUCCAGCCGAGGGGGCGGUCCUUGUCCCCCGCUCAGCUCCACCCCCUGAUGGACCGGAGGAGCGCAGAGGCAACGAGCUGGGUGAAUCGCGGGGCUCGGAGUCCCUGAGUGAGCCCAGCCUGUACGACACCGAGUGCAGCAGGAAGCUGAUCUCAGAGAUCCAGCGCUCGCUGUCCCAGGAGUCCCUGCUGGAGGAGCUGGAGUCCGAGCUGAUGUCCUGCCAGUUUUCCAAGGAGGGCAGGAAGCCCAGCACCCUCAACGGGCUGCAGAGCGACCCAGCGUCCGUCGCUGUCUUCGAGAAGUGCGUCCAGUACAAGUACGCCCAGCAGGAGAAGGCCAUUCAAAGGUUACUGGAUGAAAACAGACGACACCAGGAUCUGAUUCUGGGGAUCUGCUCAGAGAAGGACACUAUGAAGGAGGAGCUGAAGAGGAGGGUGGAGACAGAGCGGCAGCAUAUGAUCACCAUUAAGAAGUUUGAGGCGCGGGUGGAGGAGCUGAUGAAGGAGCUGCAGGCCUCCAAAGACAGGCUGGUCUCCCAGGACAGCGCAGCGAAAGGCGCCCUCCAGCAGAUGCAGAGGGAGGUGGCGUAUCGGCUCGAGCAGGCGAACAGGAGAUGUGAGGAGGCCCGUCAGGAGAAGGAGGCGAUGGUGAUGAAGUACGUUCGGGGGGAGAAGGAGGCUUUGGACCUCCGCAGGGAUAAGGAGCAGCUGGAGCGCCGGCUGCGGGAGGCCAGCAGGGAGGUGGAGAAGCAGGCAGCGCGCGGGAACCAGCUAGCCCAGGAGAAGGGCCGUCUUCAGCAGCUGCACGAUGCCAAGGAGGCCGAGGUGGCCCGACUGACACGUGAAAUUGAGAAGUUCAAAGAGGAGAUCAACUCUCACACCAUCAAAGUGAAGUGGGCCCAGAACAAGCUGAAGAGCGAGUUGGACGCUCACAAGGAAACCAAGGACAAGCUGAGGGAGACGAGCACCAAACUGACCCAGGCCAAAGAGGAGACGGAGCAGAUCCGCAAGAACUGCCAAGACAUGAUCAAGACCUACCAGGAGUCGGAGGAGAUUAAGUCUAAUGAGCUGGAUGCGAAAUUGCGUGAGACGAAGGGAGAGUUGGAGAAGCAGAAACAGGAGCAGACAGACCAAUUAGAGAUGUACAAGGCGAAGAUUAAAGAGCUGGAGGAUCUGAAGAGGACCUUCAAGGAGGGAAUGGAUGAGCUGCAGACGCUGAGAACCAAGGUGAAAUGUCUGGAGGACGAGAGGCCCAGGACGGAGGAUGAGCUGUCUAAGUACAGAGAGAUCAUCAACCGGCAGAAAGCAGAGAUUCAGAGCCAGAGGGAGAAGCUGACAGUGGUGCAGCGUCUGGAGGAGCAAAAGCAGAGGGACGAGCAGGAGCUGGGCUCUCUCAAGGCGGAGGUGGAGAGUCUGAAUGCUCUGAUGGCGGACCUGCACCGCGACAUUCAGGGCAGCCGCAUGCGGGAGGCGGAGCUUCUGGGCUUCACUGAGAAGCUGACCAGUAAGAAUGCGCAGCUGCAGUCCGAGAGCAACGGCCUGCAGGCGCAGCUGGACAGACUGAUGGACACCGUGAGAGAGCUGGAGGGACGGCUGCAGGAGAGGGAGAGCACCAUCGCUGACCUGACAGAGCGGCUGCAUGCGGAGCAGCAGCAGAGGCAGGAGGAGGUGCAGAAGCUGCAGGAGGAGAGAGCUGCGUUGCAGACAGAAACUGCGCAGCUGAAGACGCGUGUGGAGGAGCUGAGAGACGAGCUGGUCACACAGAAGAGGAAACAAGCUGCCAACCUCAAGGACCUCACCAAACAACUGGUGCAAGCACGUAAGAAGUUGGACCAGGUUGAAAAUGGCGGUUGUGACAGAGAGGCCUCCAGCAUGGGCAGCCGGUCAAGUUCCUCUGGGUCCCUGAACGCGCGCGGCAGCAGCACGGACGACCGCUCGCCGGAGAACAACUCGGGCCCGGCGGUGGUGGUGGCGGACAGCUUCCCCGAGGUGGACAAGGCCGUGCUGGUGGAGCGCAUCGUGCGGCUGCAGAAGGCCCACGCCCGCAAGAACGAGAAGAUCGAGUUCAUGGAGGACCACAUCAAGCAGCUGGUGGAGGAGAUCCGCAAAAAGACCAAGAUCAUUCAGAGUUAUGUGCUUCGGGAGGAGUCGGGCGCGCUCUCAUCAGAGGCGUCGGACUUUAACAAGGCCCACCUGAGCAGGCGGGGGGGCAUCAUGGCGUCUCUGUACACCUCCCACCCGGCUGACAGCGGCCUCACGCUCGACCUCUCCCUGGAGAUCAACCGCAAACUGCAGGCCCUGCUGGAGGACACACUGCUCAAGAACAUCACCCUAAAGGAGAACCUGCAGACUCUGGGAGCAGAGAUUGAGAGACUGAUCAAACAGCAGCAGGAGCUGGAGGAGAGAGUGAAGAGGAAAUGAGCUGCUGCUGCUCCAGGGCGGUCAGGAGAGAGGGGCCGAGGAGGAGGGGUCCAGGCCCCGCCCAUGCACCAGAAGAGGAGGGACUCCCUGCUCCGCCCACCACACCCAGCCACGCCCAGCCACGCCCUGUCACACCCAGGCAGCGGCAGCAGGAGGGAGCUGGGCCCCUGCACACAGCAAAAACAAUGAGAAACAUGUCAGUAACCUGCUCAGCUGUGCUGAUCCAGCCCCCCCGAGCCCUGAGCCCUGUCCCCCCCGAGCCCCGAGCCCUGAGCCCUG